This is a messenger RNA of Bufo bufo (common toad), 1263 nucleotides long. Its product is annotated as RIB43A-like with coiled-coils protein 2. The record is from RefSeq and is a predicted model, not a curated record. Bases 24 to 1163 code for a protein of 379 amino acids. The transcript is spliced from 7 exons. NCBI's taxonomy places the organism in Eukaryota, Metazoa, Chordata, Amphibia, Anura, Bufonidae.
AGGUGUCAUCUCCUUCUGCAGCCAUGUACAAGUUGGAUCUCCCCAUAGACCUGAAGGAAGUCGCUGCCAUCGAAAGGCGAAGAAACAGAGAGCAGCAAAGACAGAGCCGAAUAUUCAACGCCAAAGUUCGGACAAUGGGGGUUGAUGUGGCCGCACUGGAGAAGCAGGUGGAGGAAAGGAAGACAAUGGAGAAGACGGAGAAGUUGCGGGAGGAGGCAUUUGAUGCAGACAGAGAACAAUACGAUAAAAUCGCUCUGAUGCUGGAGCAGAGAGAGCGUCAGCUGUCUCAAGGCCUGGACCAAGCUGUGCAGAAUUACAGGGCACAAAAUCAGAAGUCCGAGACCCGCAGAGAGUUUGACCUUUAUGAUCCAGACGCACUGAAAAAGGACAGGCCUGCCAGAGUCAGCGACGACGACCCCAGAUGUGGACCUGCCAGCUUGCAGAAGUUUGCCGGUGAAGACCUGAAUGAGGAGAAGCGGAGAGAGCUGCAGACUGAUAUGACCAAAAAAUGGCUGACGGGGCAGAUAGAGGAGAGGAAGAGGAGUGAAGCACAGCAAAAGUAUGCAGAUACUUUAUAUGACCUCAAGAGAGUGGAGCAGGACGAGAGAGCGCAACACCUCAGCAUGAUGGAAGAAGAGUGCCGGAAGGCAGUGGACAUGGCCACCACUAGUUUGAAUCAGGCCUUGGCCAUGGAGGCGUCCGAGCGCUGGAGACUGCAGAAGCAGCAGGAAGAAGAUAAUAAUUUUGCAGAGAUUUACAACCACCUGACAGGAGACAUACUGACGGAGAAUCCCGCGGCGGCAGUCAGCAUCUUUGGGCCGCAUCGUGUGGUGCCGGAUCGUUGGAAGGGUAUGAGCCCUGAGCAGCUCAAAGCCAUCUUAGAUACUCAGAAGCGGCAAUGCCAAGAGAAGCAGAGGCUGAAGGAGGAGGAGAAGCAGCAGAACAUGGAGUGGGACAGGCAGAGGACGCUGGCUGCGCGCGCCGCAAUGAAUUUAGAACAAGAAGAGCAGGAAAUCGGCAAAGAGAUGAGGAAGAGGCUGGAUGGGUAUAACCAGCAGCUCAGCAGAGAGCAGCGGGCGCACCUGGAGUACCUGGAUAGAGUGGUCUACACCAACAACCCAACCGCUCAUUACCACAGUCAGUUCAACACCACCAGCCGCUGAAUGACUCCUGACCUCAGUGGUCAGACCACCAGGGAGCAUGGUCAGACCUGUACAUCCAAGAUCCUGACUCUGGCAGACCACGGUCAUAUCAAUAAAGAUG